AUGGCGGAAGCGGACAAGAAGGAUGGCGACUUUGUCCUUCACGUCACGGAAAAUCCAGACGAGGCGAUCUACUUCUACAAAGAGGUUGACGCCGCAUUACAGCCGCGUUCUCGGGACAUGCUCCUCAAGUACACCGCCAUACCUGAAGACCGACUCGUCUCACACAUCAAGGAAGCCCAGCGCCGAGCCUUCAAAGUCGCACCAUACUCGUCAGUCGGAUCCAUGACAUGGCUGAACCCGAUGAUCUUGUUGCACUUUGCAUACGAGAAGGUACUCGAGCGAGUCAAGAAUGGAGCGUCAAUCCUGGAUUGCGGAUGUAUGAUCGCACAAGACUUGAGGCAGUUGGCCUUUGACGGAGCUCCAACAGAUCACAUGUACGGCUUCGACCUGGAGCCAGAAUUCUUCGACAUCGGCUACGACUUCUUCCGAGACCGGCAGACAUUCCGUGGUAGUUUCAUGAAAGUCGACGCCGGUCAAGACUUCUCGGAGACGUCGUUGACAGAUCUCGUCGGCAAGAUAGACGUCAUCUGGUGUGCCAAAUUCAUCCACCUCUACGAUUAUGACGACCAGAUCGCAAUGGCUAGCAAGCUCGUGCGACUCUUGAAGCCUCGGCCUGGUUCUAUGUUUGUGGGUUCGCAGAAUGGGUUUCCUGGAGGCAAGCAAAUGAAGCUCAGCGGUGCGGGUUCGAUGGGGAGCAAGACCAACACUACGUUCCUGUGUGAUGUACAUCAGCUGAAGGAGAUCUGGAAGGAGGUCAGCAAGCGCACGGGGUUGGACUUCGACGUAGAGGGGACUCUGCUGAAUUUGAGGACCAUUGGAAGGCAUAAGGACAAUGGGAGCGAAUAUCACAAGGUCAUUGGGUAUAAUCUUCAGUAUCUUAUCACCAUUAAGUAG
This is a messenger RNA of Zasmidium cellare ATCC 36951, 894 nucleotides long. RefSeq lists its product as uncharacterized. The record is from RefSeq and is a predicted model, not a curated record. The transcript has a single exon. NCBI's taxonomy places the organism in Eukaryota, Fungi, Ascomycota, Dothideomycetes, Mycosphaerellales, Mycosphaerellaceae. Bases 1 to 894 code for a protein of 297 amino acids.